GAUAUAUGAUUGACCUUUCCCCUUCUUCCUUUUUUUUGGGUUGAUUCGUAAUAGUUUUUAUGUUGGCUUGGAUCGAAGAAAGGCGAGAGGAUCAUGACGACAACAGAUCGAUCGACCGGUGUUGAAGUUGGAGGCGAUCAUUUUGGUCAUGAUGAUUAUGAUCUUGACAUCUACGAUAUUAUGGCCGAUUAUGCCGGAUAUCUUUCGUUUAAUGAGUCUGAUUUGGAUGAUGAUUAUGACCCGACUGAUAGUGGAAUCCCUAAGGAAGAAGAAAAGGAAUCCGCUUCUGCUCCUGUAACCCCAACGGAGGAGCCCAAGAAGAUUACUGCUCUACAAUCUUCGGCAGCAGAGAAGAAGGAGAAAAGCAUGAAUGAUGAUCUAAGUGGACCUGAUGAUGGAUUGCCUUCCAAUCCUAAGAUUAUAUGUGCUGCUGAUGAUGAAUGAUGUUACCAUGGAUGAGCCUGUGGAUCAAAGUUAUCUUUCUUCUUGAAGAUGUAGGAGAAGCAGAACGAUCAGAAGACUUACUGAUGUAGUAGCAACUUUGGGAUGGCCUUAUGGAUCUUAACUUGUGCCUGUGAAUGUAUUAAGACUUUCAAUUGGUACAUAUGUCUACUUUGUUUUUGGAGUGUUUUUGUCUUAGAGAGGAUAGCAUUGCCUACUUCAUACCUUUCUGUACUUAUGUUUGUGAUCUCUUGUUGCAUUUAAUGUGCUAGAAUUUAUGUACGGGAGCUAUAUCUUUUCACUUGGGAGUAUUGCUCAAGAGGUUUUACUGUUAUAUU
This is a messenger RNA of Oldenlandia corymbosa var. corymbosa, 779 nucleotides long. The record is from the annotation of a GenBank genome assembly. NCBI's taxonomy places the organism in Eukaryota, Viridiplantae, Streptophyta, Magnoliopsida, Gentianales, Rubiaceae.